AUGAGUGAUCGAGGACGUAACGAUGGUGAUGUAAAGAGGAAUAGUGUGAGCAGUGGGAGACCAGGAAGUGGCAGUAAUGCAAGUCCACGUAAUGCAAUUAAGGAGGAGCGGGUAGAGAGGAACGAGCGUGAUCGUACUGGCAGAACAUCUUCCAAUGAAAGGCAUCAUCACCGAUCAAGCGAAUACCAAUAUAGUAAUUCGUCGAGCAAUAUGGGAGGCCCAUCUGGUGGACAACCAAAUCGUGGGAUGGGGAUGGGACCAGGUGGUGGUGGUGGUCGAGGACCAAUGAAUAUGAUGUCUUCGAUGAAUGUUCUUUCUGGGCAAGCGUUCAGUGAAACCGAUCUGAUGAGUGAUUUGCCAAAAAAGAAGUUCACUGGUCGAUGCCGUUUAUUUGUUGGUAAUUUGCCAAAUGAUUUGAAAGAGCAGGAGCUGAAGGAACUCUUCGCACCUCAUGGUGAUAUCGCAGAAUGCUAUUUGAGUGGCAAAGGAUUUGCAUUUUUACGACUGGAUACACGAGCUCAUGCAGAAAGUGCUAAAGAAGCUAUUGACGGCAAAAUAAUACAUGGUCGUCCAGUUCGUGUACGAUUUGCAGUCCAUGGUGCAGCGUUGAGAGUAAAGGAACUUUCACCAACUGUAUCGAACGAAAUGCUUUAUCAUGCGUUUUCGGCAUUUGGUGAAGUAGAACGAGCAGUUCAUAUAGUUGAUGAAAAGGGCAAACCAACCGGCGAAGGAAUAGUGGAAUUCGAGCGUAAGCCAUCGGCUAAUGAGGCACUUCAUCAGAUACGAGAAAAAGUGUUCUUAUUGACAGCAAGUCCGAAGCCGUUAGUUGUUGAGAUGUUGGAACCGCGCGAUGAAGACGAUGGUCUCGCUGAACGCAUGAUACAACGCAGUGCAAUGCUUCAAAAAGCAACCGUGUUGAGUCCUGAUUGA
Molecule: messenger RNA, 930 nt
Organism: Brugia pahangi
Lineage: Eukaryota; Metazoa; Nematoda; Chromadorea; Rhabditida; Onchocercidae
Source: the annotation of a GenBank genome assembly